Pecten maximus is the source of this 5552-nucleotide messenger RNA. Its product is annotated as F-box/LRR-repeat protein fbxl-1-like. The record is from RefSeq and is a predicted model, not a curated record. Gene Ontology annotation, biological process: SCF-dependent proteasomal ubiquitin-dependent protein catabolic process; positive regulation of protein ubiquitination. Gene Ontology annotation, molecular function: protein binding. The coding region runs from base 1224 to 2753 and encodes 509 amino acids. Lineage: Eukaryota; Metazoa; Mollusca; Bivalvia; Pectinida; Pectinidae. The transcript has 7 exons. Gene Ontology annotation, cellular component: SCF ubiquitin ligase complex.
AUCCAUAUAAACUAUACCAAUCCUACAGCUCUGACAAUACACAGGAGGACAAGGAUUUGGAAGAUAUAUACAGUGUGAGGAGUCUUAAAGGAUUAAUAAAACAAACUCUUACAGACAAACCCCUAGCUGUAACAGAGAUGAACUUAUCGGCAGUAUAUUGAUGAUGAUGAUGCCGCAGAGCUGUCAUUCAGUCAAGGCUAAAUUCCUACCUGUGUGGAGAUGAAGUUAAUAGUGGAAUAUACACAAUUUGUCUCUUCCGAGUGUAUAUUAACUGUAGUACAUUAUAACAGUCCUUGGAAGACAGCAACUACUGACAUCAGCUGAGAUAGAUAAGCCUAUCAGAAAUGAACAUUUGUAUGUAACUGGAUGGUGGUGUGCCUUUCUAGCAUUGCCAAGUAUCGCAGGAACGAAUCAUAAAAAAGACAGAAGGAAGGAAGGUGGUUGUACUUAGUGUCUGCAUGUACUUCUCUUUCAACAGGACCUACGAAUAUAGAUAACUGUCUCUACCUAUAGUACAAGUUCCUGGUCCAGCUACUCACAAGAACUCUGUAACUUUAUAACUGCAAAGGAUGGUUGUACUUAAUAUAUCAAGCUAGUGUAUCAUUCACAGUCGUUUCUACCUAUAUCCACCUACACAUAAUUCUAUCAACAAGGAGUUUGUACCUUCGGUAAUAUCAGAAUUGAGAAAACAGUGUGUGACACAAUCAGCCUAUCAGAAAUUGACAAGCGUAUAGAAUCUUGUUUCUCACAGAAAUAUAUCUGCAACCCCCGUUCUUAUACAAUAGAUUCUACUCCAGUUUCAUAAGGAUGGAGUGAUUGUCGUAGAUAGGGAGUACCAGGAAGGAAGAUAUGAGUCAGGAUGGACAUGGACAUUAAUUGGCCAAGUUAUAGAUCAUCAUAGGUAAAAACACUGGUAUUGUUGGCCGUAGUAGUCAAUUACUUUAGCCAGGGUCUGAGACUUACAGGGCAAAAGUUAAUAUAUGAUCCUGGUGACCAGCUGGGCCUACCACUAGAGGAGUUCCCCAGACAAUUCUCUUUUACUGCCAGCAUUAUCUGGGUUUUCUAGUUUCCUCGAUAGAAAACAAGUGGUUAGAGAUCGCAGUGUAAAAUGUACUCACACCAGUACUGAGUUAUAGGGAUAUUAAAGGGCAUCUUUCCUUAAUUUGAUUGCUGUAUCAUUCACAAGGGAUACCGGUUCUGUGGAUUUUCCUCAGCGUAUCAGGAUGACAAGCAAGCUGAAGUCUCACGAGAGCUUUUAUAGGGAUGUAUCACCUUACAUUGCGACUUGUACAAUCCAGAAGAUACCAGAAAAGUUACUGCUGAAAGUAUUUUCUUACCUCAAGCAUCCAGAGUUAAGUUACGUGGCGCAGGUGUGUAAAAAAUGGCGUAUGUUGGCUUAUGACAGUCGAUUGUGGCAUGUUGUAUCACUACGCCCGGAAUACUCGGGACUACACGUUACGAACAUAGACCUUUUGUUAUCCCUCAUCGGGAUACGUUUCGGUGCCACGAUGAAGUACAUAGAACUUCCGUGUGAGUUAAUCACAGCUCCCAUUUUACACGAACUUGCUAACAAGUGCCCAAACUUGAAUUACAUGACCCUUGACUUUUCCAAUGCUAUGCAAUUGCACGACUUCAACGAUCUCAACGCCUUUCCCUGUAAUCUACGAAGUCUGUGCCUGUGUCUUUCGGAAGUGAUUUUCCUGGAGGGAUUUAUGCGCCGGAUAUACAGCUGUCUGUCCUCAUUAGAAGUACUCCACAUGAUCGGUACAUUUGAAAUGUCAACAGAAGCAGAAGACGACAUCUAUGAGGUUGUUAACAUCGGGAAGAUCAAAGCCCACACCCCUAAUCUGAGGAUCGUGAACCUGUACGGAAUCUCAUUCAUAGACGACUCACAUAUUGAGCUGCUAGCCUCCAACUGUAUUCAUCUAGAGUGUGUGGCCUUGAACUUUUGUCUCAGGGUCAAAGGGUCAUCAUUCAAAGUCCUUCUACAAAGAUGUAAAAAACUUAAGAGUUUACUAUUGCAACAUACAGGUGUGGUCGACCAACAUAUGAUCGCAGCCCCAUGGGAAAUGUCCGUAAUCCAGGAGUUGGAUUUGACAUCCACGGAACUCUCCACUGUAUGCCUGGAGAGCAUGCUGCUCCGCAUAUCAGGAUUUACCUACCUUGGUCUGGGUUACUGUGAAUUCUUCUCAGAUCGUAUUUUAGAACUGCUGAUAGCUAGAGGAAAACUGAAUCAUCUGAAGGCCAUCGACCUUAGUUACACCAAUGCCUUGUCAGAAAGCGCCAUCUAUCAGCUGCUACAGAAACUAGGGGGCAACCUGGAGGGUCUAAUGAUUGCUGGCAAACCCAAACUCACAGAAAACUUCUGGCUCAAUGUCAUUUCAUUCUUAAAAAACAUCAGGAUCUGUGUACUCGGUACAGCCAAUGGAUGGUUCCUGAAGAUGCAGAGUAAGGUCCAUAUCGAUCAGGUGAUCGAGUGGUACGCCCAGAACUGUCCCCGAAUGGAACGCCUCGAAAUCCAAUGGGAUCCUGACACUAUUCGUUUCUCUGACAAGAGCAACAAAUUUGUCGACCAUAUAAGGUUACGCUGCCCAAACAUGAAGUCCUUUACUCUGAGUGACGGGGAAUAUUAUGAAAUGGUCAAGUCGAAUUUCGAGAGAGCAGAUCGAGUAAAGGUCGUUAGGACAACAACAAACUACUCUACUAGCAUUGUUAGUCUCCUGUCCUGUUACAAAGAUCUCCUCUUCAAUUGAGAGUUGCUUCCCCUAACAGCGGACAGUGUUUGUCUUCACAUGUUAAGGUCUGCCAAUGACUGUGAAGGUCAAGGUCAAUGCAGUUUUGACUGACCAUUUAGAAUCUCGGCAUGUUUCGUUCAGAUAGUCGGACAGGGACAGCUGACAGGGUACACUGUGAACAGUAGAGGCUUGUAAGAGGAAGUUAUCCUAAUUCCCUUGGAUUUGUUUACCCACAAUCCUCUGUAUCCCUGUCAUGUGACCUCACCCUGUGACCUUGACCUUGUCUUGUAUCACUAGAGGUUGUAAGUGUGAAUGAGAACAUAGAGAGAACAUUGGAGGAGUAAACUUACCCAGAUGUGACAAAAAUACAGUAAGGACUAAAAUCAUUCAGGCUGUAGUUUAAAUCUGUUUUCCUUGAAUAACUACAUUAAUCAUUAAUUAUCAAAAGGAAAUUGCGUCAGUGUAAACUUACAUUGAGUGAGUAGUUUAUGGUGUGAGGCCAGUUACGUCAGUAGGUAGGCUACAGAAGGAUAUCGGUAGGGUACGUUUAUAUGCAAAGUUCCCACAAAGUUCCCACAAGGUUCCCGCAAGGUUCCCGGAAGGAUCCUGCAAGGUUCCCACACUGGAAUGGUGGAAUAUUUUAGAUUUCUGUUUCCCACACUGGAGUGGUGGGAUGUUGUUUCCCAAACUGGUGUAGUGAGGUGUUUUAUAUUUCUGCUUCCCACACUGGAGUGGUGUGAUGGUACAUAUAAGGUUCCCACACUGGAAUGGUGGAAUAUUUUAGUUUUCUGUUUCCCACACUGGAGUGGUGGGAUGGUACAUAUAAGGUUCCGACACUGGAGUGGUGGGAAAUUUUAGAUUUCUGUUUCCCACACUGGAGUGGUGAGAUGGUACAUAUAAGGUUCCCACACUGGAGUGGUAGGAUAUUUUAGAUUUCUGUUUCCCACACUGGAGUGGUGAGAUGGUACAUAUAAGGUUUCCACACUGGAGUGGUAGGAUAUUUUAGAUUAUUGUUUCCUACACUGGAAUGGUGGAAUAUUUUAGAUUUCUGUUUCCCACACUGGAGUGGUGGGAUGGUACAUAUAAGGGUCUGACACUGGAGUGGUGGGAAAUUUUAGAUUUCUGUUUCCCACACUGGAAUGGUGGAAUAUUUUAGAUUUCUGUUUCCCACACUGGAGUGGUGAGUUGGUAAGUGUAAGGUUCCCACACUUAAGUGGUGGGAAAUUUUAGUUUUCUGUUUCCCACAGGAAAUAACUAGUGCUACACAUCUUCAUGUCAUUAUUCAAAGGGGAAACAUCAAACAUGUUACAUUGUAAUCAAACACCAGACUGAAAUCAAACUCUUGUUUAUAUUUAUUUCUGCUAAUACAUUUCUAAAAGAAUAUUUUUACUAUGCAUAUAUGUGUCUUCUUCAGAGCUUAUGCAGAAUUUUUGCCAGUUUAUUUGAUAUAUUUUGUAACUCUUGACUCAUUUACCCCUGAAAUUGAAUUGGAAGAGGUUAAAUGUGUCUUUAGGGGUGAAUGAGUUAAGUAGAAUAUUUGUAACGUCUAUCACACAAAGGGGGAUAACUGUUGUUUACAAAUAUGUGUGUCCUGUGUCCAGGACCGUUACAAGAAAGUUUUGAAGAUAUUUUAUCCAGUUUAUGGCUUUCAAACUUUAAUAAAUAAAAUUCUAAGUCAAACAUUUUUAAAGGACUUCUUAAAUAGAAAUCAGGAUUUUAAGGUGUUGAUGGAAUUUUGAUAUCAUUUGAAAAAAGCAGAACUAUUUAUUGAUGAUAGAUACAGAUUCAUAGGCAUGGGACAUUAUGUGCAAUUUGAGAUCCCGAUGGCUGAUAUUUAUUAAUUAUUGUUUCAGAGACUUUAUCUCUAUAUUUGUUAAAUUAUUUUUAUGAAUGAAAUUAUUUAUUAUCAUACAAGUGGCGUGUGUUAUUUCAUUGAUAUAUGAAACGUCAAAAAACUUACUGUGUAUACAUAAAGUUAUAGCAAAACAUUUUAUUUAUUUCUAUCACCGGUUGACAUCCAUAGUGUUAUGCAAUUCAGAAUGUGUGAAAUAUUGCAGUUUCUUUGGUUUUGUGUGCGUUUCAUUGAUGAAAUAGUAUUACUAGGCUCUUGAGUCUUAAUAUUCUUUAUUUACUAAUGUUUGACCUUGAGCAAAGGUCAUGUGAUGGACACAACACACCGAGCCAAAGUAACCACUAGUUUGACCUCUACCAAGAAUCCUAUCUCUUUCAAAAUAUAAUAUACAGAACACCUUUAUAUCACAUAAUCGGCCUGUUAUUGAGUGGAUUCACUCUGUAUAACAUUUUUACAUAUUAUGUUACGAAUGGAAGAUACCCUGUAGCAUUUUUGAUUGGCUGCGCCAGUCUGAAAUUGAUUGUGAUGUCGUAUUAAUAAUGGUGUGACAUCAUGAAUUGAACAUGGCAACAAAAUGGCUGUCUCCAUUUGAUUUUGCCCUUCACAUUUUGACUUUUUGACCCCCUACUUAUAGACAACAAUUUAUUUGUUGGAACACUGGGCCUAUUAAGUAUAUAAAUACUCUAUAAUGUUUUAAAUCAAAUACUUGUUUUAAUGAUUGUUUAAAUAAUUACUAUAUUGAUUGGAAAACAGGAUGAGUGAGCUUUUAAUUUAAUCACAGAGAUCUGUACUAUAAAGUAUCAUGUUAUUUUAAAUAUAUUCCACCUUGAUUGACAGUGAUACUGCUAAAACAUACUACCUGUACUGGUGUGAAAUAUCUGUUGUUGUACCUAAACUUGUUUAUUUUACCUGUAAGGUGAUUAACUAAUCGGGUUGUUGAUUGUGAUUAAACUUAUGAAAUACCA